This is a messenger RNA of Dermacentor andersoni, 1072 nucleotides long. Its product is annotated as xaa-Arg dipeptidase-like. The record is from RefSeq and is a predicted model, not a curated record. Gene Ontology annotation, molecular function: dipeptidase activity. Lineage: Eukaryota; Metazoa; Arthropoda; Arachnida; Ixodida; Ixodidae.
ACGCCGGCGGAAGAGUGUAAAGGCGGCAAGGAGAUGCUCGUGCAAAAGGGCGCCUUCGAGGACAUCGACGUCGCCAUGAUGGUCCACCCGAUGCCUCAGGACACGCUGAGACUCGCCCUCACCGCGUCGCAACAGAUAAGCGUGAGCUACCACGGCAAAGCCACCCAUGCUGCCGCGUGUCCCUGGGAAGGAGCGAAUGCACUCGACGCAGCUGUGGCCUCGUACGUUAACAUAGCGCUGCUUCGACAACAGACGAAGCCUUCCUGCCGAAUACACGGUAUCAUCACUGAGUCGGGAAGCUAUUGCAACAUCAUCCCAGACACAAGUAAGCUGAUGUACCAAAUCCGGGGGAAUACGAUCGACGAACUUCACGAGCUGGUCUCCCGAGCCGAGGACUGUUUCGAGGCAGCGGCGAAAGCAACAAACUGCACCAUGACGAUGACGAAACAUGUCACGUACAAGGAUCUCAUCUGCAACGUGAACCUGUUGGAAGUCUACAGAAAGCAUGGCCAGAACCUUGGCGUCAAAUUCACGGACGCCGACCUUUCCUGCGCGGAGUUCUGCGGAGCCUCCACGGACGCCGGUAACGUCUCGCACGAGCUGCCCAUCAUUCAUCCCAUGUUCGCCAUCCGCACCGAAGGCUCGAACCACACGGCCGCGUUCGCCCAGGGGGCCAACUCUCCAGAAGCCCAACCACCGACACUGCGGGUGGCCAAGAUUAUGGCACUCACAGCGCUGGACCUGUUUACCGACCCUACCCUGAUCUCCCAAAUCAAGAGGGAGUUCUCCGAGUGGAAGAACCGACGGAAUUGCCAGAAACCAGCUGCUUAGGCGCCCCCAUUCUACCACUGCGACUGUGGAGACUUAAUGGUACAAGACAACACCACUUGACAGAUCCAGAAGGUCUGUGUGCACAGACCAUCUACAGGAAUGCUCAGGCGAUGACAUACAUCGGGGAAUGGAUCCGGCCUCUGGAGCAUCGCAUCUUAGGUUUCUAUAGCAAGCCGCACUUAUCCGCCCUUCAACAGCUUAGCCUCGAGUUUUCCUUUUUAAUAAAUUGUGUUGAGUCGAA